Messenger RNA from Periconia digitata, 713 nucleotides. The record is from the annotation of a GenBank genome assembly. Lineage: Eukaryota; Fungi; Ascomycota; Dothideomycetes; Pleosporales; Periconiaceae.
UUGUGCGACGGCACAGUUAUGUGUAAACAGCUCCCUCUGAGACAACCAAUGCAAGUGUUCUCCGUGCCUCAAAAGAACGGUAAUGGCGACGGCGCAGCGCUCAAUUCACUAAUAUAUAUACGAAGUGAACAAGUUCUAAAUCAUGAUCAGAACACAGCUUCCCAAGCCACAUUCAUUCACAAUACAAUCCACAUUCUUUUAUAUCCAUUCUCUUCUCAAACUGUUGACCAGAGUAACAUUCUUCUUUAUUUCCAUCAAUCAAUAUGAAGACCUCAAUUCUCGUCAUUCUUGCCCCUCUCCUGGCUUCCGCCGCCGUGUUGCCCAGUUCCCCCGAGGUCAGCACUGUCGUUGCCCGAGACUUCAAGGAGCCCGUAGUCCAGUGCGGCAGCGGUCCCGAACUAAACAAGGAAGAUCUCGCUACCGUGGCAAAGAUGUUUGCCAAUCGAUACAGAACGGGCGAGGGUUUCAACUACUUCAAAUUCACGCUUGACAAGGGCUAUGACACAUACAAAGAUACAAAGGCGUAUAUUUGCAACUACGGAAAAAAGAUUUCCGACAAAGAGUGGGAGGAAAUCGUUAUUUCCGAUGAAAAAGUCAACGCCUGGAUGGGCUUGAUUGAUGGAAAGUGUGGCGCGGGGAAGCCUGGUUGGAUCGAUGCCGACGUUACCCAAGGUAACUUCGGACGCGGAAGCAAGAACGAUCCUAUGUGCUAG